This is a messenger RNA of Vicia villosa (hairy vetch), 948 nucleotides long. RefSeq lists its product as uncharacterized. The transcript has 2 exons. The record is from RefSeq and is a predicted model, not a curated record. NCBI's taxonomy places the organism in Eukaryota, Viridiplantae, Streptophyta, Magnoliopsida, Fabales, Fabaceae. The coding region runs from base 69 to 608 and encodes 179 amino acids.
ACAUUCUAAGAACAUAAGCAAACAAACAUCACAAGAAAACCAAGCAAUACACAACACACUUCGUUGCAAUGGCUUCUGCUCAGUGCUACAAAACCUGCGAACAAACCUGCCAACACAAAAACCACUACCAGCAGCAGCAGCAGCAACAUAGCUCAAUCGGACAGAAGGUAACUGACUUCUACAAAGGACACCACAAUGAUGGAACACAAUACUAUAGCCAACACAAAAAUCACAACCAGCAGCAGCAACAUGGCUCGGUCGGACAAAAAGUAACUGACUUCUACAAAGGACACCACAGUGAUGGAACACAAACCAAAACACAAUACUAUAGCGAGACAGAUGUGAUUUACCAACCAGGAUAUGUUGCCAAAAAUCAAAGUAACACAUGCACCGGAACACGUCACAAUCACAAUCACGCCGCUACUGGCACCACCAUUGUUACCGGCACCACUGCAGCAAAAUGCCAAGGGAGAAACAGGAGGGAGAGGAGAAACAUGUUCCAGAGGAUCAAGGAUGGCAUAUCAGGUCACAGCAGUGACAGUGGCAGUAGCAGUGAUGAGUGUGACAGCGACAAUGAGAACCGUCGCCACAGGAAGAACUGCAACUGAGGAGCAGCUGUACCAAUAAUAAUAAAUUGGAGUUUGAGUAUGGAAGUUUGCAGCUCAAAGUACAAUAUAUGUGUGUGGUGAUUAUGUGCAAGCAUGAAUAAAUUAGCUACAUAUAAUAAGUAUUAAAAAUGUAGCAAAAAAAACCCUAAUUAAAAGUAUCUUUAAAAUAAAAAUGAAUAUAAUUUGAUGUAUGAAACUAAGCCCGUGUACAAUGUUUGUGGUUCAAGUCUGAGUUUCAGAACUACCAUAAAAACAAAUGCAUGUUAUGUACUGCGAUCGACAUAAGAUCGAUGCUCCUAUUAUUAUAUAUAUAAAUAAAACUGUUUUGUGUGCAUUAAAA